Messenger RNA from Pocillopora damicornis (cauliflower coral), 1293 nucleotides. RefSeq names its product STING ER exit protein. The record is from RefSeq and is a predicted model, not a curated record. Lineage: Eukaryota; Metazoa; Cnidaria; Anthozoa; Scleractinia; Pocilloporidae. Gene Ontology annotation, biological process: endoplasmic reticulum to Golgi vesicle-mediated transport; endoplasmic reticulum membrane organization.
GCUCAGAGUGGAGUUUGGAGGCCUCUAUCAGGACUCAUCUAUGAAAUUAUAAAAUUUUAAGUUUUAGGGAAAAAAUUCAGGGAAAAGUCAGGGAAUCGCAAAAACCUAAUUAUCACUGUGGCAACCAUGGGUUUGUUUGUUUGCUGAUUUUGUCUACCAUUAAUUUUUUUUGCUUUAUCUGUAUCUUGAUAAGGUCAUGGUCACAAAGAGAACAAAGGAAUUUGGUAAAUUUAGCUCUGUGACUGUGUCUACUAUUGAUGAGGAAGAAGAAGAAAUUGAGCAGCAUGAAGUUGCAUCAUCAUAUGCUCACAAUGCCCAGAUAAUUGAAAAGCAACUUGAGCGAAAAACAACCGCACAGAAAAGGGCAGCUAUAGACCAGAUUAAAGAGGAUCAAUCUAAGAAACCAAGAGGUACACUCAUUGAUCGAGACUAGUCUCGAGUGAUGAAUGUCAUCCACCUCCAAUUAAGAUGUAACAAGAAGUGCCUUGCCGUAGUGGGCCUCAAAAUCUUGUUGGAGAUAAAGAGUAACUGGAAACAGAUUAUCAUGAUCAAAUGCUUCAAUAUUUGAUGACAACAGUUGACCAGUGGUCAGCAAUUCCUUUUAAGUGUUGAGACUUUAAGAGCUACAGGUAGAGUUCGUUUCAGUCCAAUUGUAAACUUUGGUAGCCGGAUACAAUGCACUGAAAUUAUCUAACAGUUACCCACAGAGUAUUGUACAGAGUUUUGAGUUCUUGAAAGAGAACGGUUUAUUUGAAGAUCGUAAAAAUUAUUCACGAAGUCUUGAAAAGGAGGGAAAAAUCUGGGGAGUUUCCCAAGCAGUGGCGCUAAGUACUUCGUCACUGCACAGUAUGUGAUAAUUUUGAGAAGCUUAAAAUGUUAUAAAAUACCUCGACACACACGUCGCGCAUGCCCGUUGUUUAAGCACUGUGUUAUUUAUUACAUCUCUUGCCUUUCAUACGGAAGUACAUAAAACGCAAUUGUCUCCACAGACCCUAUAAUGGAUGAACACCUUGAUUGUUUUUGUCUUUAGUUUAUUUAUAGUCAAUGUACAAAGGAAGCAAUACUUUUUUAGAUUAAUUAAAAAAAAAUUCCUCAAUUUUUUAGCCUCUUUUGUUUGAAAUUGUCACAGAGGCAGUUCUUAAUCAAAAUUAUUGUAAGUUUGCUUUAUGUACUAAAUUAAUUAACAAGCAAAUGGAAAAAAGAAACACAUUUAAAACAAUUUCAUGGCGAUGUUUUUUCAAUUCUCAAAUUUAGUCGCCUUUGUCAAUCAAUAAAAGUUCAAAAGUAAUACUA